Messenger RNA from Corticium candelabrum, 1149 nucleotides. RefSeq lists its product as uncharacterized. Bases 1 to 912 code for a protein of 303 amino acids. Lineage: Eukaryota; Metazoa; Porifera; Homoscleromorpha; Homosclerophorida; Plakinidae. The transcript has a single exon. The record is from RefSeq and is a predicted model, not a curated record.
AUGAGUAAAUCUCUUGGUAUCUGCUUCAAAGUGGAAGGCAGAGACGACACGUACAUGUUUCCAGCUCUGUUACCUCCUAAGGAUCUGUCUGUCAUGUGGAAGAGAGACGAGAGUAAGAAAGUGUAUGUCGGUCGACGUCAAGUGUGCAGCAGUCAGACGACCAUCUUCAGUCCGUCUGCAUUUGGCAUGUUUCAAUCUAAAGUUUGCACUACAUUAGAUGAGAAAGCACAACUGUGGAGGAAUGGACUGAUCCUAUCACAAGGUGAUACAGUUUCUAAUCGUGUUGCAUGUUUGGUUGCCAUGGUAGAUCCUGUUCGUUCUGUCGACUUUGUAUGUCAUGGAGGUAAGGCAACAGAAGCAGAAUGUGUUUCCCUGCUCGACACUGUCAUGUCUCUUUGGAGAGAUAUGUUAGACAGAUACAGUCAAGGCACUGAAUAUGAGACUGAAUAUCUGAGCAGAAAGCAUUUAGAGGAACACAAAGAACUGAAACAAGUUGCUGUUUACUCAGAGGAGGAAAUCAAGGAAGCAAAGGCAAAGAACAAAGGGCCACCUACAGUAGUAACACGAGUAGUCGGUGAUGAGCUAGUGGAAGAUAGUCUUGCUGACCUGCUGGUUAUUCUCCCUUCCAAACAAGCAACUCCACUUUCUCCCAGUCCAGUCAUGAAGGCUGUUAUUGAGUAUGGUGUAGAUCAAUGGCACUCAUUUGGAGAAAGAUUAGGUUUUAAUUUCUCUCAGAUUAGUGCCAUGUCUCAUGACAAAGUGUCUCCUGCUGAUAAAUUAUCAGCAAUUAUUCAAGUGAAGACUGAGGAAGUUGGUGAUAUGAAGAAGAUGGAUGAUCUGCUACUGAAGGCAUGUACACUGUUGCCGGAUCCCAUUCAUGCAGCAGUCAAGAGAAACUUGUCAUCUUCCUAAUAUGAUUGUAGCUCAUAAGUGUGACCGUUAUAUAAACAUUAUAGUCCCAUAAAUUGGCAUAAUGUCUGUGUUGGUGUGGAAAGUGUGAAGUGUGUGUAUCUGCUAGCAAUCAUAGUGACACUUGGUGUAAAAAGAAUUUCAUGUCAUCAUCAGACAUCAUGCUAAUACAUGUAUUUUUGUAUUUACAGUAUUUAUAUCUAUCUAUAUUACUAAAAUUGGCGGUGUUUGUAUGUAUAA